Messenger RNA from Lingula anatina, 1458 nucleotides. RefSeq lists its product as uncharacterized. The record is from RefSeq and is a predicted model, not a curated record. NCBI's taxonomy places the organism in Eukaryota, Metazoa, Brachiopoda, Lingulata, Lingulida, Lingulidae.
UCCACCCGCAUUUCGGGCUGCUAUUUAAACUUCAAGCGCGUUGUGCUUCGCUGAGACAAUUAUUAAAGCAGACGUACGACCAAGAUCUGGACAAGAAACCAAGAUAACCAAAGAGUCAGCAUGGAAAGUCAGAACAUAAUGAACGGCUGUUACGAGCAGAACCAGUUAUCGGAGGGUAACGAGCACGUGUUAGUCACAGGGGGCGCUGGUUACCUUGGCUCAAGUGUGGUGCCUCUCUUGCUGGAAAGUGGUUACAAAGUCACUGUUUAUGACAUCUGCUGGUGGGGAAUAACGCCACUUUUGACCUGGGCAGGCCACAAGAACCUGAACAUCAUCCAAGGCGAUAUCAGAGAUAAAACACAGCUUGCCAAAGCCAUGCAGAAUGUAGACGCCAUCAUCCAUCUGGCUGCUGUCGUAGGGUACCCGGCCUGCGACAAAGACCCCGAUUUGGCUGAAGAAAUCAAUGUUGGGGGCACGGAAAUCCUCGCCUCCCUUCUCCAGCCCCAUCAGAAACUUGUCUAUGCUUCUACUGGCUCGUGCUACGGAGCUGUUGAAGGGGUGUGUUCAGAGACCACGCCCAUCUCUCCGCUUACCCAUUAUGGCAGUACUAAGGCAAGUGCUGAGAAAAUCAUCGUCGGUGCCGGUGGAGUGGGCCUCCGUCUCGCCACAGUGUUUGGACUAUCUUCAAGGCUUCGCCUUGACCUCCUUAUCAAUGAUCUAACAGACAAAGCAUUUGUCCAUGGCAAAUUCGACCUCUAUGAGAGCCAUUUUCGUCGCACGUUCCUCCACGUGAAAGACGCGGCCCGUGCUUUUGUGUUUGCCAUAGAGAACUAUGAGAAAAUGUCAGGCAGGGCAUUCAACGUAGGAGACGAGUGCAUGAACCUGACCAAGCUUCAGGUAGCCAAGCAUAUUCAGCGGCACAUGCCGUCGAUCGUCAUCAACGAUUCCACUGUUGGCACAGACAAGGACAAAAGAGACUAUGAGGUUUCUUACGCUAAAAUUCGCAACUUGGGCUUCCGUACCAGUAUACCUGUUGACGAUGGCAUUGUGGAAAUGUUGAAAAUCCUCCCUUGCCUAACUGCCGAAGAGCGCACCAAGGCACGUAAUAUACAACCCAUUGCUUGAAUAUCGACAAAUUUCUAAGUACCACUGCCGAUAACUUUAUUGUUACAUUUAUUAUGGUAAUAAGCAUAAUAUGAUAUCAUUAUAUGAUAGUAUGACAUGAGCUAAAUAAGUAAAAAAAUGUUCACGCUGAUAACACAUUUGGGCAGCAAGAGACAAUGGCUGAUCUGGGAGAGGGCACAGCAGGUAUGUGUUCUUUCCUUCUCUUCUGAGGCACCCCCUGCCCCUCUUCCCAAAAUGAAAGAAUAAGAAAAAUUAACAAAUGAAACAAGCAUAUUUUCAAUCCCUGUGGUCUUCAUAAUAUUGUAAAGUUACAUAUGUCAACUGUCAUAUUUG